CACUCGCUUCACGCAGGGAAGCUAUCGGCGAGAGUGGCUUCCCUUGGCAACUCUUCUCCUCGUCAAACUACAUUUAGCACGUCGAAGCAUGGCCCUCCAGAAAGAAGACCCAAACAACCCUAUUGUUUUCUUCGAUAUCGCCAUUGGAAACACAGAGGUUGGGAGGAUUAAGUUUGAACUAUUUGCAAAUGAUGUACCCAAAACAGCAGAAAAUUUCAGACAGUUUUGCACAGGAGAAUGUCGGAGGGAUGGUUUACCAGUUGGUUUUAAAGGAUCAACAUUUCACAGGGUCAUUAAAGACUUCAUGGUGCAGGGCGGUGACUUUGUAAACGGGGAUGGCACUGGCCUGACAAGUAUCUAUGGUGGCAGAGCAUUUGCUGAUGAAAACUUCAAGCGGAAACAUACAGGACCUGGAAUCUUAAGCAUGGCCAAUAGUGGUAAAGAUACCAAUGGCUGCCAAUUUUUUAUCACCUGUGCCAAGUGUGACUUUUUGGAUGGCAAGCAUGUGGUCUUUGGUCGUGUCAUUGAUGGGCUUCUGGUGCUUCGAAAAAUUGAAAAUGUGCCAACAGGACCUAACAACAAACCGAAGAUUGCCAUUGUUAUUGCACAAUGUGGAGAGAUGUGACGGAGGGCCUUUUAAACUGUUGUCUUCCAUCGUCUUUUCACUACACUCGCAGAUCUUUGCAGCAUUUUUGACAAAAUUGUGUAUAAUUUUAGGUAGUGACCAUCUCUUGUGCCACAAUCAGGCUGCUAGAGCUGACAUGGCAAUCUGCACAUCGUGUCUGCUGCCAUCUGAAGUCUGCUUCUGUUUAUUAGGAUGACUGUUUCCUGAAGGGAGGCCAAAGUACAGAGGACCAAUUGAGGAAACUGUGACAAAUUUCAAAGCUCUUAGCAAGAGGUGUAUAUCAAUGCAUACACGUGUGUGAGUUGAUAAAAUGAACAGUUGACAUCUUUCUCGUGCUUUUAUCAUAUUAUCAUUUUUACAUGUACCUCAUUGUGUAUGUGGCCAAACCUUACUGAAAGGCAGGCAAUGCUGUGGGGCAAUAGCAUAAGCAUCAAACCAUGCGUUUGAUUAAAGUGUUGAAAAACAAGA
Pomacea canaliculata is the source of this 1093-nucleotide messenger RNA. Its product is annotated as peptidyl-prolyl cis-trans isomerase H-like. The transcript is spliced from 7 exons. The record is from RefSeq and is a predicted model, not a curated record. Gene Ontology annotation, biological process: protein folding; protein peptidyl-prolyl isomerization. NCBI's taxonomy places the organism in Eukaryota, Metazoa, Mollusca, Gastropoda, Architaenioglossa, Ampullariidae. Gene Ontology annotation, cellular component: intracellular membrane-bounded organelle. The coding region runs from base 89 to 625 and encodes 178 amino acids. Gene Ontology annotation, molecular function: peptidyl-prolyl cis-trans isomerase activity.